This is a messenger RNA of Labeo rohita (rohu), 859 nucleotides long. Its product is annotated as fucolectin-like. NCBI's taxonomy places the organism in Eukaryota, Metazoa, Chordata, Actinopteri, Cypriniformes, Cyprinidae. The coding region runs from base 26 to 550 and encodes 174 amino acids. The transcript has 6 exons. The record is from RefSeq and is a predicted model, not a curated record.
UACAGCCACAUUCUCAUGCGGUGGGAUGGAGGGACGUUAUAUGAUUGUUCAUAUUCCUGGAGAUCUUAAGAUUCUUAGUCUUACUGAAGUUGGAAUCUAUGGGUAUUUGGCAGGAAAUCUGGCAGUGGAUGGAGCCGCUAUACAGUCAUCAACAUUUAUGAGCUGGUUUGCUGAAAAGGCCAUUGAUAGUAAUCGAGGUCUCCAGAAGAAUACGUCAUGCUCGUCAACCCUUAAUGAGACUAACCCGUGGUGGAGGCUGGAUCUGUGUGAUGUGUACAAAAUUAGUAAAGUGGUCAUCACUAACAGAAACGACUGCUGUGCAGAACGAAUAAACGGAGCGGAGAUUCACAUCGGAAACUCUUUGGAGAACAACAGCAAUGACAAUCCCAUAUGUGCUGUUAUUCCUGCUAUUCCAGCAUGUGAGUCCUACAACUACUCAUGUGGUGGGAUGGAGGGACGUUAUGUGAAUCUGAUCAUUCCUGGAGACAUGAAGAUACUCACUCUGUGUGAGGUGGAAGUUUAUGGACAAGGUCCAAUUUUAAAGAGAUAAUUUGUAAAGUUGCAGUUUAACUCCAGAGUUGAUUUAACUGACCCUUCAGUGAGAGAAACUGUUCUGAAACAGUUUAGUAUAAAUAUGUUAUUUCAGUUGGGAUCUGUUCUAGCUGACAAAGGAUUCACAAACGUGACUCUACGUUGGUCUCAAACCCCUAAACGGGUGAUCCAGAAGGUGAAUGCUGAUAAAAGUCGUUGUGGCAAUGGAAAAUAACACACUGGAAAUCAUCACUGUUUGUAUUUCAGUAAAUUUCUGUUUAUUAAAGACAUUAAUUCUGAUUCUAAAUGCAUUGCCUGGAAUUUCUUU